Linum tenue is the source of this 2037-nucleotide messenger RNA. Lineage: Eukaryota; Viridiplantae; Streptophyta; Magnoliopsida; Malpighiales; Linaceae. The record is from the annotation of a GenBank genome assembly.
GAAACCGGUUCAUCCGGUUAACAGGUCGAACCGGUCUUACCCUAUUUUGGCAACUGAACUAUCUAACCGUCCAAAUCGAAACCCUAACCUAAAUUCCCAAGAAGAUCUCUAUCCUUCCACUCUUGCCUUUCCUACUCUUUCUCCCUCUCCAUCGGUCCCAUCUGCUUGCCUUCGACUCUCCUCUCCGGCGGCCGCUCUCCCUCGCCGUCGUAAAUCUCCCCUCGUCUCAAUCAGUCGUGACUGCCUUCUUCACUGCGUCUCAGUUGCGGCGGCUUCAGUUGCGCGGCGGAGCACAGAUAGAAGAGCUCGUGGAUCCCCUCGCCGUCUCUGGGCAGAUUACUGCAGAUAUGCACGCCAUUCACCGCGUAAUAUCUCGGCUAUCCUCAACUACGCUAUGCAAUAGUACACCUGCAUCGAGAUUUCUAAAGGAAACAAGUGCUACCUCUGCAUUGGGUACUGAAGCAAGCCAAUUCAUUUGGGCUCUUGGCUUUUCUUCACAGUCAGGCAGUGGUGGAGGUGGUGGUGAAAAUGAAGGAACAAACGAGUGGGAAAAUAAUGCAGCUGGUGGUUCGUCCUUCGGUUCGACCGGGUCUGAUGAUCUGGGAUGGGACACUGUUUCAUCGUGGUCAACUGGAUUGACCAAGGAUCAUUUUGAUGGUGAGAUGGUGGGUAAGAUGGCAAGUCCUGCUGGCGAGGGAAACACAGCUUCUCAAUCUUUGAAGAUAUCUGAGUUGCAGGAUGUUGAUGAUAAGUUAAACGAACUCGAUGAGGCCAACAAAAAUGGGAAGGCUUAUGUUAAUGGAUGGGUGGAGAGAUUACGUGAGAUUAGUGGGUUGUUGAAGCAAGUAGAGGAGCCUGGUGCCAGAGGAUCUUACCUUAAGGAUUCAGAGAAGGCAGAGAUGUACCGGUUGCACAAGGAGAACCCUGAAGUUUACACUGUUGAGAAGCUUGCCAAGGACUACAGAAUAAUGAGGCAGAGGGUGCAUGCCAUUCUCUGGCUCAAGGAAGAGGAGGAAGAGGAAAGAAAGCGUGGUCGCGUCCUCGAUGACUCAGUUGAACUUUUGCUUGAUACCUGCCCAGAAUUUUUCAAUUCCCAUGACCGGGAGUUUCAUGUUGCAUCUCUUCCUUACAAACCCGAUUUCAAGGUGAUGCCCGAGGGUUGGGAUGGUACCACUAGGGAUCCAGACGAAGUCCACUAUGAGAUAUCCAUGAAAGAGGAUGAAAUGCUGUACCAAGAGUUUGUCCAGAGGAUGGAGUUCAACAAAAUGAAAAUUGCUGGGAAGGUGAAAUGCCACAAGUAUAGCCGGCGCCGCCCAUCUGAAGGGUGGAACUUCACGGUGGAGAAAAUGGGGGCCCAAGGAAAGCGUGGAGGGGGCGGUGGCUGGAAGUUCGUAAGCUUGCCAGAUGGCUCGAGCCGACCUCUAAACGAGACGGAGAAAGUGUACGUGAAGCGAGAGACUCCACGGCGGAGGCGCAAGAUUUUCCCAUGAUUCGAUGAUCAUCAGAUCUUGUACGGCAAGGGUUGUCGAUUAGGAGUAGUCAGAAGAAUUCUCCAGUGAUAGGAGAUUGAGAUAACCACUCUGUAUAAUAAGAAUGAAGGGACAGCAGCUGGAAUUGGGUACUUUUGUUUUUUCUCUUCUUGGCUGUACUGUUAAAUGGGUAAAAUCUACCCUCUUGAACAACAUCCAAUCAAAAUUCCUUCAGUUCUUGGUUUACAGUUGAUAUAAACACGAGCAGAAGUACUCUUCUUCCAUGGCCUUUUUCUUAAGCCGCCUUGAUCUCAGGAUUGAAACUUGUGUAUGGCGUAAUCAGUAUUUUGUAGCACCCUUCACGAUCCUGCAUGUUGUCAAGCUGAGACUUGAGGAACAUGCUCUAUAGCUUUCUCUGCACAAUUUUGAGGUCCUGUGUCAUCCAUCGCCAUUAACCAUGUUUGCACGCAUGUUUCCUAGCAAUUUGAGGCCAGCCACUUAUCCUUAGCUGGGGGGAUGUGAUCAACUGGGUCUGGCACCUGGAUCAGUGAAGGAGGCUGCAGCCAUA